Pleuronectes platessa (European plaice) is the source of this 2597-nucleotide messenger RNA. RefSeq names its product KH domain containing, RNA binding, signal transduction associated 1b (gene khdrbs1b). Gene Ontology annotation, biological process: regulation of alternative mRNA splicing, via spliceosome. NCBI's taxonomy places the organism in Eukaryota, Metazoa, Chordata, Actinopteri, Pleuronectiformes, Pleuronectidae. Gene Ontology annotation, cellular component: nucleus. The coding region runs from base 320 to 1387 and encodes 355 amino acids. The transcript is spliced from 9 exons. The record is from RefSeq and is a predicted model, not a curated record. Gene Ontology annotation, molecular function: mRNA binding; poly(A) binding.
CUCCGAUCACUAUUCCCCCCACUAGUCCCACUCCCCGCUUUUGUUCUCCCAGUCCCAUUCAGCCAUCGCUGCCGAGAGCAACGGAGCCAGCCGGUCGGGAAACCGCGAGCCACCGCAGAGUAGCGGACUCGUAUUACGCAGAAUAAACACCCGUCCGGUCGCCACAUGCUCAGCGCAGUCCGCACAGAGGAUACGCGGCACUCCGUAGUUACAUAACUGGACUAUUUCUUUUUUUUUCUGUCACUGUUUGGGCUUUUUGUCACGCUUUCUCUUUUUCAUCGCACCGAACACUGACCUACCCCCGGUGUCUCAAGUCAAGAUGGAGAACGACGACAAGUACCUCCCCGAGCUGCUGGCGGAGAAGGACAGUCUGGACGCGUCGUUUACGCACGCCAUGAAACUUUUAAACGCAGAAAUUGAUAGAAUCCAGAAAGGCGAGACUAAAAAGGAGGCAGAAGCGUACCUGGACCUUUUCACAACAAAGAACAUCAAACUUAAGGAACGAGUGCUCAUACCUGUCAAACAGUACCCGAAGUUCAAUUUUGUGGGCAAGAUUUUGGGACCUCAGGGCAACACAAUCAAACGGCUACAGGAAGAGACUGGAGCCAAGAUCUCUGUGCUGGGCAAAGGAUCCAUGAGAGACAAAACCAAGGAGGAGGGGCUGAGAAAAGGCGGCGAGCCCAAGUACGCACACUUGUCCAUGGAGCUGCACGUGUUCAUCGAGGUGUUCGCCCCCGUGCCCGACGCCUACCUGCGUAUGGCCCACGCCAUGGAGGAGGUCAAGAAGUUCCUGUUCCCUGAUAUGAUGGAUGAUAUCUGCCAAGAGCAGUUCAUGGAGAUGAGCUAUCUGAACGGAGGCCAGGAGCACGUAGCCCGAGGUCGAGGGGGCAUGCCGGUCAGGGGCCGUGGGAUCCCUCCUGCUGCAGCACACAGGGGUAGGGGAAUGCCUCCUCGCGGUGCUGCCCCCAGGGGAGGUGUGAGUCGAGGUGGCCCAGUGAGGGGCGCCCCUGGAGGCCGAGGAGGACCCCCUGCAGCACCUGCCAGGGGAGCUGUGGCACCCCGCGCCAGGCCCCCAGCUGCUGGACCUCCCCAGAGGAUGGCCCCCCCUCACCAGCACUCAGCCACCACUGGCCCCGAGAGCUACGAUGAAUAUGGCUACGACGAGAGCUACACAGACACGACCUACGAGUCAUACGACAGCUACUACAGUCAGCCGCAGGCAGAGCCAGAAUACUUUGACUACGGACACGGAGAGACCACAGAUUCGUACGAGUCGUAUGGCCAGGAUAACUGGAACGGGACCCAGCAAGUAGGUCCAGGGAAGGCCCCUCCCCCCUCCAGAGGUGCCAAGACGCCUUACCGGGAGCACCCAUACCGACAGUACUGAACCGGACUCGCCACCCCUAACGCGUCGCCCUGACUACCGCCUGUCUCCCACGGCAGCUCUUGCUUUAAGCAGCCCGACAAAAGUAAUUGUCCGUUUUGUCUUUGGUUUGGUCUUUUUUCCUACACCGGACUUAAUACAAGAGAGCAAAUUGGGAACUGAAAAUCGGAACUGGUUUUUGAGAUUUGACAGUGAACUCCCUCCCCCACCCCUACUUUGUCGCACCGGCCAACCACCCAACCAUCCAUCCAACCAACCAAAGCGGCUUUUAGAUGGGUUAGACCGAAGUUGGCAUCCGUUUUUUGUUCUCUCUUUCAUUUAAAUUUUGGUUUAUGUUGCUGUAUUCUUUCUCUGACCCUUUUUACCCCCCUCUGGCUUUUUUGCACUGUUGAUCAUUACUUUUUUAACUGUUUGGGAGUAAUCAUUUCUAGUGGAAUCAGUGGCUCAUUACCCACUUGUCUAAGGAAUCCAUAUUAAAUGUUUUUAAAUACAAAGAAUCUGUCGCGGGUCAGUUGCAGAUUCCCAUUUAGGCUACAUUUCAAAAUUCUGUUAAUAUAGCCAAAUAAAAGACCUUUUAAACUUCCAAUUAUGUAAUAUAGAAACAAAAAAAAAUCUAUCUUAAAUCAAGUGACGGUUAAAGAAUCAAUGUUAAUGGAAUCAGUACAAUUCGUUCUUGAUGAUGGUUUGUUUUUAAAUAGUUCUAAAACGUUGUCCAUUUAGACUUAGGCAGCAAUAUUUGUUCUUGUACUUAGAGUUUUGAAAUAUAGCCCUAAUAGACACUGUUGAGAUGGACUGUCCUCAAAUCCUCAAUUUGUUAUAAAUGUUAAAAAGUUAAUUUUAAGAUUCUGAAAACAAAAUGUUUGUUUAAUAAGAACACGGCCAAGAGAUGGCCUCCUGUUAUGCUAAAUACAGAUCAGGUCUUCAUUCUGUGAUCUGAUUCUCUUUAAACUGCAUGCACAAAGUACUCAAGAAGGAUUGGGACACAAAUCUCCACAUGGGUCUUCUCUUCUAUAGAGAAGGGAUCCUGCAGCUCAAUCCGAACUAUUGUACAUAUUUUAAAACUAACUGUACUUAUUCUGCCACUAGUAUCUGUACCCUCUCCAUAAAAUGCAUUAUGCUACAUGUGUAAGCUUGCCUAAAUAGGUUACUAAAUCUGUCCAAAAGAUGUUUUUGCAGCAGUUUGUCAAUAAAGCUUAGUUUGUUUUUUAUGAAA